AUGGCUGGAGAGCCGAGCAGCCCACCUAAGAUUUUGGAGACCAUGCGGCCACCAGUCAGCCACGAGACAUUAAGACACCCCUCGUCCAACAUAGAUAAAAUCUUCCAAGAUUUCUGGCUCAAGCUAGAGCUCAGACUACAACAAGGGGCUCCAGGUCCACUCAUCUCAAACUGUCCACCCAGACAGCAGCCACCUAACCCUCAGCACCCAGACCACUCACCACCCGGAGGGCCACCCUACUUAGGCCCAGCGGCAUUACUAACCAACCCUAGUUACACCCGUUUACCCAGCUACACCCGUGCAUUCACCACAUCACAGUGGAGUCCCACGAGAAUCCACAACGAGGCUCUGCACAGCCCCAAUGCGGCAUCGGGUGAAACGCCGGGGACCCAUCAACACCACGGUCCAGGAGCAGGGGGACCUGACACGUUUCACAACGCCACAUCAUGA
Molecule: messenger RNA, 450 nt
Organism: Pelobates cultripes (western spadefoot toad)
Lineage: Eukaryota; Metazoa; Chordata; Amphibia; Anura; Pelobatidae
Source: the annotation of a GenBank genome assembly